GGAGUAUAUUUCUAGGGCAAAUCAUUUCAGCCUCCCCAAUCGCCUCCAUCUCUAUUCUCUUUCUCAACUCUGAACUUGCCCCCCCUCUCUCUGCAACUGCAAACUACAAAAUCUACACGAAUCAGUAGUUCAAAACCCAUACAUUUCAGUUAUCUAUCUGUCUGCAAGAAUCAAAACCUAUUACCUAUAUCAAAACCCAUAUCGGCAUAUCAUUUCAGAUUGUUCAAAAAAUCAAAGCCCAUAUCUUUCAGUUCCCAUCGCCCGCUGUUCCAGUUCGGGUUUGCCGUUCGCAAGCUUCAGCCGCUGGCCCGCUGUCACUCCUUGCCCCCCUCUCUCUCUGCAACUGCUAACUUGUAUGUUAGCAUCGGGCCUUGACAUUUAGCAAGAACAAGGUUCAACAAACAUGCCUCCUCAGUCAUCAAGUUUUUUUUCUGCAAGAAGAGAGUUGAUGGGAAUGGGUGGAGUGGGCAAAAAGAAAAUAGAAAAUAUUUUGGUAUUAGGGAUGUUCGACAGGAGCCGUUCAAUCCCUCGUGUAAAUCUCACUGCAUAUUCCACCACGGACGUAGUUGAGUUUCAGUGUCCACCUUCUACCCAAGUUACUGUUGAAAUCUCAGAUGUUGUAGACGAGCAGCUGUAUGAUUUGAUCGCCGCUGAAGCGUUUGCAAGAAAAUUCGUGAUACUCAACGGGAAACAUGCAACAUCUCGUUGUUUGGAGAAAGCUCAGGAGAAAGUUCCGCAGAAAGCGAAAGUUUCAUUAGCUUGUGUGGUCAUUUCCGGUGUCCUCAUAAAAAAAGUUUCUACCGGACCAAUUGUACACUUUGGAGAUUUGAAUUUGAAGAUAGAUGUAAAGUGUGCAAAAUUUUCUGCUUUUGGUUGACAAAGACUCAUAGUCUUUUUGGGCUAAAUGAUAAGUGAAGGGAGACUUUGAGGAACCAGUAUAGUCAUUUAAGAAGCUAUUCCCAGUUAUCUCAUUUAAUGUUUUUAAGCUUACCGUUAGUACUAUGCGAAUACCAGUCUAAACAUUUUUGUGGUGAUAUAAGUAAAGAGUGGGUUUAAGAUCUUUAUUUGCCUUUGGUACUAUGCGAAUAUCAGUCUAAACAUUUUUGUGGUGAUGUAAGUAAAGAGUGGGUUUAAGAUCUUUAUUUGCCUUUA
This is a messenger RNA of Cornus florida, 1152 nucleotides long. RefSeq lists its product as uncharacterized. Lineage: Eukaryota; Viridiplantae; Streptophyta; Magnoliopsida; Cornales; Cornaceae. The record is from RefSeq and is a predicted model, not a curated record. The transcript has 6 exons. The coding region runs from base 404 to 877 and encodes 157 amino acids.